Molecule: messenger RNA, 834 nt
Organism: Coprinopsis cinerea okayama7#130
Lineage: Eukaryota; Fungi; Basidiomycota; Agaricomycetes; Agaricales; Psathyrellaceae
Exons: 5
Coding region: 1-834 (277 amino acids)
Source: RefSeq, a predicted model, not a curated record
AUGAUUGGUACUAUCUCGAAGGUUAGAGAACCGACGGCACCUCCUUGGUGUCGGAUAUGGUGGUUCUACCCGACGGUUCGAGGACAGUUCCAUAAAUCCCUUUGGAAGCAAUUGCGAUCACGUUCGGUGUUAGGAGCAGCGACGACUAUGGAUUCCCCAGACACUCCGGAUGCUAUGCACCCCCUUAGCAGCGAGGAGCUCGAGCCAGGCCUCCUCUACGCCGUCCUAUCCUACAGAGGCGAACUGGCGUCCUGGAACUGGGCAUUCUUCGUCCCAAACCCCGCACAGAAACCAAUAGGUUCGUCAGGGACCAUCUUCCACGUCGUUGACAGCGCCGACAGCAUCGGGGAGUGGAAAUUUGAGAAGGAGCAAAAGGAUGUGAUCAGCUCUCCUCAUGUAGUGGCUAUCAUCCGGCUGGCUGAUGUUGGGUUCUUGGGGAGCUACGAGGAUAUUGUCGGGCCUGACAGUCUUACACCCAUGUUCAAGACGGUCGUCAUACCGGUGCCGGGCACGACUGCGAACGCCGAGUUCAGCUCACGGGUCUGGUUCCUCGAUGCGAUUGGUAUUCUGCACGACUGUGGGGUGGUACAGUGUGAUGAUGGGUGGUUACUGGAGAGGGAGUUGAGGAGGUGUGCGUUCACGGCGAUGGACAAGUUUUUGGAGAGUAAAGGUUGGACGGCCUACAGGGCAGAACAUUAUCGGGACCAUCACACAGGCACACCAUCCGCCGGCCUGCUUCGACACAUCACACACGAGCACCAAUAUCGCAUCAACCCCCACCGGCCACCACCACAGUCACAGUCACAAACAAGGACUCCACGAGCCUCUCACUAA